Molecule: messenger RNA, 27423 nt
Organism: Pocillopora meandrina
Lineage: Eukaryota; Metazoa; Cnidaria; Anthozoa; Scleractinia; Pocilloporidae
Source: the annotation of a GenBank genome assembly
AGGAGGGGUUAGGAUUGUGCAACCCAUCCAAAGGUCAGAUCAAGAAGCCCUAUGGUUCAUCUGGUACAUUAUAUACACCACAAUUUCCGAUCCCAUACCCAGAUGACACCACCUGUAUUUGGACAAUCACUGCUCCAUUUGGGAAAAGAGUUAAAUUGAUGUUUGAGAAAUUCAGUCUCCCCCAAGCCCCUUAUUUCCUUGAAGAGCCGCAUGCUGAUGGUGAAUAUUGUGGUUAUGAUGAAUCCAUGGGUGCAGAUCUUGUGGAGAUACGGGAUGGUCCAUGGCCUGACAGCAGACUACUAUGGCAUUUAUUGUGGCUACAAGAUGCCUUUUGAUGUCUUUUCCACUGGGCGCUACUUGUGGGUUAAGUUUCGUUCCAUUUCUGAUGGCAAGACGAGUCGUGGUAUCAAAGCUCCUUUUGAAGCUGUAGACCCCAGUAAGUUAGCUUUUGUCUUUUAUGGCAGUUUUCAAUUUACUUACCGAAGUGAUCUGAGUCAACUGUCAAUCAUAACAAAUGUUUGCGUCAUCGUGCCAAUGAGGACUAAACGAAAAAACAAGCAAACUACUAAAAGCGCGGUAACACGCGAUUGGUUUUCGUUUGCAGGCUGUUUGGUUAGUAAGAAGAUGGCUCGAGUUUUCUGGAGCAAUUCAUGACCUAAGUAGAGCAAACCCAAAGCAAUAUCGGAUUUCUUUCGACACUCACUCAAUCGAAAAUUGUUCUAUGAUCAUGAUACCUAGCUCUGUUUGUUUUUUGUUUGUUUGUCAGAAAAAUGAAAUACAUUUUUUAGGAUCGUACAAAUGAGGGACCUUUGGGAAAUUUUCUUUUCUUAAAAAUUGAUACAGUUAUGACAUGCGCGUUUUUUUUAAUGUUUGUUGAAUUCAUUUUUACUUUAUCCAAUUAACAAAAGCAUCUUCUGGCUUUACUCUAGCAUCAUUGAAGUUUAUCUGUGUAUCUUAGAAAGCUUUGUUUUAAAUCAGUUUAUAGGAUAGAUCGCGCAAAAGAUUUACAAUAACUGUCCCAUGUAGGAAAUACUGAAUUUUCAUUUCAUAGCGAAGCUCGCAGCGCGGGAAGCACACGCAGCGAAGCCCCAUACUUACAAAAAGUGGUAAUACAGCUGAUUGGGAUUUUUUCUUCCCGCUCUUAGUUGUCAGCGAGGAGCAGUGCUUACCUGGAAACACCCAAAAUGUAAAUCUGAAACUGACUGGAUUAGAAGGAACGCUGCAAAGUCCUCUGAAGUACUAUCCACUCAAUAUGAAUUGUGAUUGGCUAAUCACUGUGCCAGAUGAUAGCUUUGUGAAACUCAGUUUUGAGAGAUUCGACUUGGGCUUAGGUGGUUGCAAUGGUGAGGAUUUAAGGGAUUAUGUGGAGGUUCUGGAUGGCAAAGAUCUUGACAGCGAAAGCAAAGGAAAAUUUUGUGAUCGCACAUUUCCACCCAUUAUUCGGUCGAGUGAUCGACAUAUGAGAGUAGUUUUUAGAUCCGACGGAUAUGGACCAUUUUACACUGGAUUUAAAGCUGCGUUCACAGCUGUCGAGAAAAAGAGUGAGUUUGGAAUGGGAAUUUUUUUAUUGGAUAGCAUUGUAGUUUUCAUUACUGCUGAUCGAUGUGGAUCACAUAGAUUGGAUUGCAUUUUGUUUAUUUUCAUUACAUAUAAUUCAAGGCCCAGAUGUUUGCUGCGUGGAUAAUGCUAUUUAAUACUGGAUGACACGCCAUCUCCUAGAUAUAUGAUAACAAAACUUCUCGCGCUAACCUCCGGAUGGAGAUUUACUCAGUGGAUAGCGUUAUCCAAACUGCCAACAACUGUGGCCCGUUGUUCAUUUUAUUGUCGAAAAUAAUUUAGGAUUUCUCUGGUUUGUCUCACUACGCUUUUGAUUCGUCAAGAAACGUCACGUUAUCCUCUCAGCCAAUCAAGUUAAAAUCCUGACCAGAUCACGUACGUUAUCCUGCGCUUGGGGCUUGAAGUUCUCAAAGUUAUGACUCAUAUCUUAGGGUAAUUUUGGUUUCCUUGAGCUUGUGAGGAUAGCGUACCUUUCUAUUUAAGAUGAAAUCAAAGGCACUAAGUCUUAAACUAUGCUGCAAAUUUGUAACAAAACCAAAAUAUCGAGAGCUCACUUUAUUCAGUGGUUUUAUUCAGCUGCACGUUGCUCCAAGCGAUUUGAAAAAAUAAAUUUAUAUUUAUAGUUGAGGGUAUUUGCCACGCCGUAAGUGGUAUAAAUGUCUGCAAAAAUUGUCAAUUGUGGAUAGUUGUUUCAGCAUUAAUUCGACUAACUUGAAAAUUUCACUUCAUCAGGUUAGUUUUACCUCUUGACUUACCCGGUUCCUUGCUUCAAGGAAUAUGUUUAGUAGUGGUGUAUAAUGUAUCUCGAUCACUAUUUUGUGAUAGAGUGUAUGUCUCAUCUAAAGUUUAUAGCUCACAAGAUAAUCUGGUUCUAUCAACUGAGUUGAUAUGUAUACCGGCCACUAUAGAUGGUUUCUAAAGCUGCCGUUUCGAGCGUUAGCCCUUUCGCAGAGCGAAUGACGAGCUCAAAGGCUAAUUGAUGUUUUCUUCUCUAUUUGCAGAUACCACUGUACAGUUGCAUUUGACCAUCGCGGUCGUCGUUCUCAGUGUGAUUCUUCUCAUGGUGGUUGCCUGCUUACUCGUGCAACGUUUAAAGCGAAACAAAAAGCCUCGCAAUGAAGCCGCCAGAGGUACAGUUCAUAUGUCAACAGUCGCAAGGUCAGAUUCUGCAACUGAACUCGCGGGAGUGACCGAGCACUCUCCUCCCUCUACCCCUCGCGUUCCUGUUGCCCCAUCAGCAAACUCUCCCAGACCCCGACCAGUUGGUUAUACUCCGGUGCCGACGGCCCCAAAUCUUCCACCCUCAGAAGGCCCAAAUUUGGUAGAUCUACCGCCAGCGUACCCUACAGAUGAACAGAUUCCGCAGUAUCCGCCCUCAGGGGAAUCAUAUCCAUGGCAACAGACUCAAGCGUCGGCAGACCGCGAGAGUACAUUUCGAACGCUUCCCUUUGUUGUUAGAAACGAACAACGCUUUUAGGAUCGUUACUCAAACAUAUUUCAAUUCCGAGCAUACGAUCGAUUUCUGUGUAGUCAAAGUCUUCAUGGUAUUGUUAGAAACCAAGAAAAAGUUUCUCAAGCGUACGAAACGUCCUUGAGUAAGAAACGAUUACAUACCAAACGAACAACCCUGCAUUUUGUUGUUGGAAACGAACAACGUUUCCCUUUGUUUUUAGGAACGAACAACGCUUUAAGAAUCUUCAUGGUGUCGUCGGAAACAAAGAGCGCUUUAGUGGUAAAAAUUUCUCAACGUUAUUGCCUAUUAGCAGUCUGAAAUUCAGAUCUUUUUAAUAUUUGUUUCUUCGGGCGACUUGACUCUUUUUUUCGGGCGACAUGACUGAAGUUUCGGGCAACAUGACUCAGGUUUCGGGCGACUUGACUGUCAACCUCUGCAGUUAUCACAUUCUUCAGUGACUCUCUUAACUAUGAUUUAGCAUUACAUUAGUGAAACUAACUAUUUAUCCAAGCUGUACCUUGUAAGAAAGAGAGGAAGGCUCUAAACCUCCCAAAAUCCACUGAAAAAGCUGCAAUGAACUCCAAAAACAGUUUUGUUCAAUGGAAUAUAGGGGGGUAAGUUUCUAAAGAAAUUUUGAUGCUGCGCCGGUAAGGGUAGCACAAGAUACUAGGAUAAUUUGGUGUUAUAAGCUGAGUUGAUAAUGUAAACUGGCCAUCGUAAAGAGUUUCAAAGUUGACGUUUCGAGCGUUAGCCCUUCGUCAGAGCAAGUGAACGUUAUGUGUUAUACUCUCCCACCGACCCAGCACCACGGGUUCUUUAGAAACUUACCCCCUUUAUUCAUUUGUGGUACAAGAUGAUUUGGUUUCGUCAACUCAGUUGGUAAUGUGAAUUAGUCAUUGUAAAGAGUUUCUAAAGCUGACGUUUUAAGCGUUAGCCCUUCGUCAUUCGCUUUAGAAAACUCUUUAUGGUGGCUCAUCUAAAUUAUCAACUCAGUUAUGCUCUGAUUCAAUUGGUCAACGAUCGGCUUGAACCUAUGAUUAUUCACGGGUUUAUUUGAGAUCAACAUAAUGACCAGCUCUCAGUUAGCUUGUUAGUGCUGCACCGGUAUCGCAGAGGUCAUGGGUUCAAAUUCUGUACAGGCCUUAAUUUUUUUCAGGCCUUAUUUUCACUACUGCUUAAGUAGUGUUUGUGACUGCGAAGAUCGCUUCCAUAUUCGUUUCUUUAACCGCAAUUCACAUAUAUGAUUUUCAUAUAUUCACAUUCAGUGCUAGAGUUUUUAUUUUUUCGGGGCUGUAAGUUAUCGACGUGGGGGUGGGGGAAGGGGGGAUGGCUCAUGAGAGACAGUGGCCUAUUAGAGCCUUUAUCACAUACUCGAACAAGACAAAAAAUACACCUUACAAAGACAAUUUGGCAACGUUUUACACCGUCUGGGAACAGUAAUGCACUGUUUGCACUGUUCAGUAGGUAUGAUAAUUUGUAAAGUGGUUGAUGGUUGUUAUUAAUUGUCUUUGGAGAAUGGAGGAUUUUGUUGUGUCACAAUAAAAAUUUACCUGAUUCCCCCAUAAGGCUUUUUCAUAUUCUUAUACACUCUCCUCAUUGGCUGUUAAUUGACAGUCAAUUUUCCAUGGUCUCCCUUUUGAAUUUUUUAGGUGAUAACUGAGCCUCUCUUCAUUCCUCCUGAAAACCAUGUGAUCCCCCCCCCCCCAAAAAAAAAAAAAAAAAACUUCCGACUACACCCCCUUCCUCCAACGAUACAAUAAAAAUUACUGGUCCCCCAAAACACAGGGGUGCAUAGGAAUGAAUCGUUAUCAUGGGUGGCUUUCUAUUCGUCAUUUGACGAGGCAAAAUUACGUGUAAUAUAGUGACUGUAGAUUAUUAAAGUUAGCGAUUCGUGAUCGAAAUAAGUGUUUUCAGGAGCCAUUACGUGGUGUUUUUUGUGAAUUUGUGAAUUUUGUUUUUUUUUGUUUUAAGGCAGGUUCUCACGCAAUUCUUACAACUUCAAUAUCUUAUUUGAUUGUCUAAUGACGUAUAUUUUUUACUCUGAUCGCCAUAGACUGAACUAUGACAACGUAAAUAUACAUUUAUCUGAUUAGACGCAGACUGCGAGUCAAAAUACAAACUGAGGUGCCGAAAAUCUUGUUAAAGAAUGAGCUGAGUUAAAACAAUCCCUUCUCUCUCUUAGUUGUUUCUAUAUCAUUCUUUGAACACACAAAAAAACAGUAUUUCGGAGGGAGGAGUAUCUCCACAGGGCACACUCGUUCAACCAAGCUAUAAAAAACGAGAAAAUCAGAUAAGUUUACCUUUGAAACUCCAUGGGUUCUUCAAAUAUUACGGAAAUGGUUAGUGGUUCCUCAGCAUGAAGGGAUUAAGAAAAACCGGAUAUAUAUUUCUACUUAUGCUUAACUUCCUUUUGAAAAAAAAAACUUACUUCUGAAAGUUUAUGGACUUAGUAUCUUAUCUGUUUACACCCCAAAAUCAGUAUGCAUAUUCUCCGUACUGUUCGAUAAACGUUUUCUUCGGUUCUGACAAGGACAAUUUGUUUUAGCAAUCAAAGAUUCCCAAGUUGAGGGUCAUUCCCCUUUAUUCCCAUGGCCUAAAUGAAUGAUCCAGUAGUAUUACUGUGAGUAGACAUUAGAUGCCGUCUAAGAGUUUUGAUGCUGAAAUGUUAUUGUUUUGUAUGUAUUGCGUACCUUUAUUUGAGUGUCUUGUGUCCAGUCCACUCGCAUGUUCGAAAACAAACACACUGCUAUCGUGAAAAGAAUGCAAUGAAAUUCAUUGCAGUAGAAAUUACCAAAGCCUGGAUGAUGCUAGGUAAGUUUGUCUAUUCCUUAUGGUCGGCAGUGGUGUAUACCACCACCUCUGGUCAGUAAUGGAGUUAAACAUCUUUCGUAACGACGAAGUGUCGAUCAGCUGAACCAGCUUGCAAAUCAGGUUAUAACUCUGGCUGCAAGGUGCCUUGAAACUCUGACUUGAUCAUUUCACAAUACAUCCUCUCCAUUUUCCCCUUUUUUUAUACGGAAAAUUAAUAUUAAAAUUAUUUCCAAGUAAAUGAUAGUGUCUUUUCAUGUUUGAUUGAAAAAAAAAAGAAUUUGCCGCAGGUUCAGGAAGGUAGGUUACGGAAAAUCGGAAGAAAAUGAUCCGUUCAGAUUUAUAACUUUCUCUUUCAAUAUCAGGCGGUGUGGAGACAUCAAGGUGUUGAUUGACCAGGUUCAUAACCCUUUCACUCCCAGGAUCUCAUUAGAAAUCCACGCUACUGUCUGCCAUGCGACUCUUUUGGUGUUCCUUAGGAGAAGUUGGAAUUGGAUCGACUUAUCAUCCCCAAAUUGAAAGUUUGGUCUAUUCCCCUUACUUGUCCCCUUGAUUUUGUAUCAAUCUUGUAAGGAGAAAUUCUGUCUUGGUCACUCAUGAGAGUUAAAGGGUUAACGUGGUUUUCAUUCAUGGAAAUCAGUCCUAAACACCUUGAUUAAUCUGUACAUUGAUACUUUUAGCUAAGUGUCAGAUUUGAUUGGUGACAUCUUUGUUUUGGGCCGAAUCUUGUUUCACAACUUAACAUGUGUGCAUUUAUGGCUUUUCUCAGGCCUAGAUAUCCUUAUAAAACAAUCCAGUUUGUAUCGUGGAAUGGAAUAGUGACAGGAUAAUUUAGUCCAAAAAUUUGUAACUUAAGACAACCUUGAUUUGUGAAUGUGACGAAAAAUUUUCUUUUGUCAAGUGUAUACAGGGGCUCAAUUGACAGAUUUUUGGAAUUUUGGUAGUGAUACAUUCAAACGACUCUCCGAGACUCUCUCCUUUCACAUGCAAAUUUUUGCCAGGCUGUGGGAGAUGAUAUUUUCAAUGAUCAGUUUUCAGUGAUGCUGUGAUUAAGAGGGCACUGAGAAAAUACCACUUUAAUUAUAACAAGGAAGAGUAAUUUUUCUUUUAAGAUGUGAAUCAAUAAUUUCAUAUUGAAUGAGAAGCUGUCAAAUGUCUUAGCUAAUACAACUUAUGAAAAUUACAUGUGCUUGUUUCCUGUAUAUCUCAAAGUGAAUUUUGAAAUUGAUUAUGGUCCUUCUAUUUUUCAUGGAGAAUUUUUAAUUUAUGUACAGGUUUGGUGCUAUUUUCCUUGAUGGCUAGAAACACAUUUGCUCAGGAAAUUGGUAAGUUUUAACUUUGUGUAUCCUGAAAGGAAGUAGAGAGAACUGAAGAUGAAAUAACCCUACCAUAAUGAUGACAUGAUGCAUAAAUUUAACACAAAGGGCAGACUGUGGUUUUCCUAGGAUUCGUCCUUGUUUCUGUAACAUAACAUUGCUACCUGUAAUUAAGUCCAGCUUAACCAUUGUAAGUUAUCAUAUUAUCAUGACCAUAGUCUGGUAUAAAAAGAUAAAGGCUGUACUGCUGGAGAUUGUCGCAGUUUCCUUAGCGUGAAGGGAUUAAGAUGAUCACUACUCUACCCUGGAUGGGAUGCCAGUCCAUCACAAGUUAUCCCCCCUAACAAUUCACCAGGCUUCUCUGAUAUUUCACCGCUACCUAUUUAUACUCCUGGGAGGGGGACUGAGGCACUGUGAGAGUGAUAUGUUUGCUUAAGAACACAAGGCAUUGUCCCACACAGUUCUCCAACCCAGACCUCUCGACCCAGAAUGAGCAUGCUAGACAUUAGCCAUUGCUGGCCUCGCAAGUUUUGUCUCUCCACAAGUUUGGUGGUAAUCCCUUAAAACUUCUGAGGGGAAGGAAGUGCUUUGUUGGUAAAUUGUAGGGACCAAGAGCCCAACAUAACAUCCUUAUAAGGUGGCAAACAGAGCCUCUUGAUAGGGAAUGAAAAUUAGAUUUAGCACCCAAAAAAUAGUACCACAAAAUUUCCCACCUUAAUUUUAUGUAAACAUCUUAUAUUACAGAGUAGAAAAUGUAAACAAAGCUGUAAUGUCUGUUAUAACACAGUUUGAAAAAUUGUGUAAAUUAUCCAAAUUCAAAAUAAUUAGAAAGAUGGUAAGUUUUAACCCCUUUAAUUCCCAUGAGUGACCAAGACAGAAUUUCUCCUUACAAUAUCAGUACAAUAUUGACCAGACAAGUGAUGAGAAUAAAGAAAAAUAUUAAUUAGGGGAUAAUUAGUUGAUCCAAUACCAAAUUCUUCAAACUAACGUCACAAGAACUACAUGGCAGACAGUAAGGAGAAUUACUUAUGAGAUCUUGGGAGUUAAAGGGUUAAGCUCAGUCAAUAAAUAGAGAAAGGUGUUAUUUGCCCCGCACCUGUAACAAGACAUAAAAACAUCAUUCUUUUUCUUUAUCCAAAUUUAUUUGCUUUCAAAAUGAAGUUCUCCCACAUGAUCUUUACAUUGACAUCUAUUUUCUCAGGCAUGUUAUAAGAUGACGAGAUGCAACAUGUUUGUGUGGUAUGCAAUGGAAGGUUUGCAUAACCCUUUAACCCUUUAAUUCCAAUGGGUGGCAGAAUCAAGCAGACAAGUGAGGAGAAUAGAAAAAAACUCAUUUAGGGGACUACAAGUUGAUCCAAUACCAAAUUCUCCAAAUUGAAAUCAUGAGUAUUUUACGGCAGACAGUAGGGAGAAUUACUUAUGUGAUCUUGGGAGUUAAAGGGUUGAGCCUUACGAGUGAUUAGCACCUUUUCUCUUUUCUUUACAAUAUCAUCCCAGAAUCACACAUUUAGGUUGUGAGAAUAAAAGAAAUGAUCAUGAACUAAAGAAGCUCUUGAUUGUUAAACAAAUUUUCUUUGUCAGCACCUUGGGAAAUGUAUAGAGCGUAGUACGGAAAGUUUGCAUACUGAUAUACUAAGGAAGUACAAGUGAAAAAUUAAUUGUUUUGGGUUUCACCUCAAGAGAGGGUUCAUCCAUAGUUUUACUUAUUUUGUCUAGCUAAGCAGGUGCAAGGCAUCUUUUUUAACUACCUACAAUCAGCAUUAAAAUCAGUUGACACAUCAUGCGUAAAGAGUUCUAUUUAUGUGUAGAAUAAUUCUUCUGUUUCUACCACACCCUAAAUCAUUGAUGAGACCCCUCCUGAAUGCCUGUAUGUAGCUAAAAGUUCAAGCGGGGGGGGGAAGGAGGGGGAAAGAGAGUGAAUGGCUUAACCCUUUAACUCCCAAGAUCUGAUUGUUAAUUCUCCCUUGUAGCUGCUACACAUUUCCUUGUAAAUUAGUUAUGAGAACUUGGUGCUAGAUCAAGAUAGUAGCUUCUACCUGAUAAGUUUAAAUAUUCUCAUUACCUGUUUGCUGAAGAAUGUAUGGAUAUUGUAGGGAGAAGUUUUAUGUUAAUCACUUCUGGGAGUUAAAGGGUUAAUUUAUAAAGAGCAAACAAGAUAAAAUUGAAGUACUAAUUGAUUGGAAAGGUCAAUGUGUCAUCAUUUUUGUCACCAAUUGUAGAUACCACAAAUAGAGUAAAUACUGCAUUUCCUUUAAGAGGAGCCCAGUUGCCUAUUUUAAAUUUCGGCUUAAAGGAGAGUGCUAAUUGGAAGGAGGGCACCUAAUCUUGAAUUGGAAAGAGGGCGCUUAAUCUAGAAAGGAAGGGGACUUGAAACUAAUAUCCUUUACUGACUUAUAUAAAGUGGCAAUAGAAACAGGUUUUCCUUGAACCCUUACUAUUUAAUAAAGUGAGGGAGGAGGAGGAGGGUUCAUUCAAGAGGAUUGUAAUUGUUUGACAUGAUAGUCUUGGGGGAGGGCUCUUAUGAGGCUGAAGGCCCAUAAUCAAGUGCUUAUUCUAGCCUAGGAAAUACAGUUUUGAAAUUCUUUUCUUUAACAUGUGUAAAUUCUGUUUGCAGCCAACAGCUCUACAAAGGUUUGUUUUCCUAGUAACACCAAUAAUAACAACCUGAGAUUGAAUGGCCUAAGUGGAAGUUUUCGAAGUCCUGAGGGACAGCUCCUGAAUUCAAGUUGUGACUGGCUUAUAACUGUUCCAGAAGGCAAAAUUAUAAAACUAGUAUUUACUGGAUUUCUCCUUGAAUCUGAUCGUCAUCCGUGGGGAUGCCCAAGGGAUUUUGUGGAGGUUUAUGAUGGGAAUAGCAGUUCUAGUGUGAGGAGAGGCAGAUUCUGUGGCUCUGUAACGCCAAUGAAUAUUUACUCAACUGGCCGGUACAUCGUGGUGCGACUCAGAACAGACAAUGAAACGUCAUGGCACCUUGGAUUUACAGCCAUGUUCACAGCUGAGGAAACUUACAGUAUGCAAGAAUAUACUUUAUUUCAUACAUACUCAGAUUUUCAUUGUGAAGCACUAUCGUUCGCGUCUCUGAUUGGACGAACAGUGUAUUUUAACAGCAGUUCGCUUUCAAUCUUUGAAUUGAAAUGUGAAAAAAAUCUCGGUUUGUAUGAAGUAAAAACUUCAUAACAUGGGAAGCGCUUGAACGAUUUUUAUUCGCUUAUAAUGCGAUGCAUCAAAAAACUCACUUUUUCGCAGCGCUCAAUCGUUGGUUUUUUGUUUUUUUUUUUUUGUUUUUUUUUUGAUGUAUCGCAACUCGUGCAUAAGAAUCAUUCGUGCCCAAUUUCCAUGAGAUAAUCUCUUUCCGCGAAGGCAAGUUCGUUUAUAGAGUGCUUUUUCACAAUAACCAAUCAGAAGAAAGGAAAAUACCUUUAAGAGCCAAUGGGAAACAACCUACGUAAAGCGCGGGAAGGCGCGUGCGACCAAGUCGUGCUUGAUUUUACUUUUGCAUCUGAUUGGUUGAGAGAUUGGCGCGAGUUUUUUAGACCAAUCAUAACCCUAAGCGAAGUAAAGCAAAAAUAGAGUAAUCCUGUUUUACUUUCAAAUCCAAUAGAAAGUUGCUCUUAUCAGUUUAGCUCUUGCUAGCUUAGUCACUCUAAGGUUCAAAAUGUUAAUGAAUUGCCUAAUUUAAGAGAGUUAUACGUACGCUAAUAAGGCAACCGAGGUUAAACACUAAUUUUAAAGCGCUGUGUAGCAAAUUUUUUUUAAAAUAGAUUUUAUAAAUGAAUUAGUAAUAACUUUCAUCAUGCCUUGUAAAUUUUGAUCUUCAAUUCUGAAGUGAUCUGUCUUCUUUUUUUACGUUUUCAGUUUGUCCGUAUCAUGCCAAGGUACUCUAUGUCUCCGAAUCUUCCGUCAGAACACUCACGAGUCCAAAUUACCCUUCGCCGUACGACAGCAAUGAAGAUUGUAAGUGGAUACUUGAAGCACCUAGUGAACUCAUAGUUAAAGUAACAUUUCAGGCCUUCGAACUGGCAGGAGACAUGUACUUUUACAGUUCCUGCCGGGAUAAACUUAUAUUUUACGAUGGAAAUGACACCACUUCGAACAUCCUUGGAACCGCGUACUGUGGCGCGACUCCGCCUGAUUUAAUUUAUUCUACUGGACGACACUUAUUUGUCGAGUUCAGCACAGAUCGUUACACAAAUCGCAAGGGGUUUAAAUUAAGUGUUUCAGCUGUUAAUAAAGGUAAGUAAUAGCAGUAGAUGGCGUCCAAUCUUUCGUGCACUUGCAUUGUGGAACCGUUAGAGAAGUUUCUUUGGAAGAUCCGUUUAAAGAAAACGCAAGUUACCUUAUCGUGAAAAAGUUAUGUCUGCAGGCUUAUUCGACAAGACCGAAAUACCUUUUAUUUCAAUGCGAAAUUCCCAUCUUAAUUUAAUUUGAAAUUGAGGAAUAUCGUUGGAUAUUCCCAGAUUUAGUCGGGGUCUAGUUGGCCACAUGACGCGUUUAGACCAAUCACACGCGAGGGAAAUUAUUGGGUGGGGUUAUGAGAUGUGAUGUUUCAGUUCACAGGUUACUAUGUUUACUUCUUCGCUAGGCGAUGAUCAAAUCUAACUUGUAGCCAUAGUCAAAGUGCAGCUAUUUCUAACAUCAGGAAGCAUACUCUCGAGGGGUUCAACCCCUACUAAAAGUGCGGAAGGGAGGGCUCGGACGGCUUGUAAGGUGUGGUUGCGUCCAAAUUCGAAAUCGCUUAGUUUGUAAGAAUUGCAUAGAACUGUGAUUGUAAGAUAGCAAGUCGAUGGCAAUGUGCAUACACACUGUAAAUUUUACUGUAUGCAGGGUACUCAAUGCAAAUCUUUUUUGCAAAUAGUAGGGAAUUUCCCAAAUGUCACUUCUAUUUUCUUUGUUCACUGACUCCGUUAAGGCUCCUGUUAACACCAAGAUAAUACAAGUGACAUGUUGGAACUUCUAGGAUAAACCACUCGAAAGUACCAGUGUUGCACUGUGUAUGCGUAUUCCCACUGAAUUGAUAUCUUUCAGUCACAGUUUGGUGCAAGUUUUACUUUGGCUAAAAGUUGAGAGGAGAUAGUUUUAACAUCGCUUCAAAGAGUUUCGCUGUUUCUUGUAUUUGCAGAGGAAUCAGCUACAAUUUGUCGCUCAUCAAGUGAUAAAGUCAUUCACCUCAGGGGGUUCAAUGGUACCUUCUUUACCCCUAAUUAUCCAGCUUUUUACGCAACAAACUGGACAUGCAUUUGGCUUAUUUCUGUUCCAGCUGGCAAACGAGUGAAGCUUACCUUUGAAUAUUUUAGCUUAAAAUCUGAUGAUGCCUUCCAGAUACGCGAUGGUAAAUCACCUCGAAGCCCUGAGCUACGACGUUUUGACGUAAAUUAUCGUUAUGAUGUUUAUUCCACUGGAAGUUACAUGUGGGUGAAGUUUCAUUCUGGUUUUGGCAGUUGGUUUUAUAAACCGAGAGGUUUCAAAGCACGGUUCGAGGCUUUAGAUCCUCGUGAGUAUCUAUUCAUUUACAAUACUUUGCUUUUCUUUGGACUCAGCUGCAGAGGCGUAUGUAAUUAUUCCGGAGUAACUCACUGUAAAUGCACCUCACCAUUUCGGGAGACGCAGUGAAUACGGUGGACUCCGACUCGAGUGGUCUGAUUUCCAGACCUGGCAGUGUCAAUGAGUUGUGUUCAUGGGCAAGACGCUGUACUCUUACAGUACCCCUAUCCACCCAUGUGGAGUGUAAAUGGGUAUCAGCGAAUUGUCAGGGAGGCCUGAUAAAAUGCAAGGGGAGGGGGUGCCGGGGUAGGGGUAACCUUGCGAUGGACUAGCAUCCCAUCCAGGGGGUAGUAGUGAUACUCCUAGUCCUUUCAUGCUAUGGUUACUAGGAUAAGCUAAGGCUGGGUGGGCCACUUCCUACGGGUACAACUUCUACUUUACCUUUCUACCUCACUAUUUUAGCGGUUAUUGGAACAUAAACAUGAUUUCGCGAAACCAGUAAGAGCUGUUGUGCUGUUAUUUGAGUAGAUCAUGCUCAUUAAACUCAACGAAAGCCCUUUUUUUUCUUUUUGCGAGACUCUGAGGCGUUGGAAAACGUGUGUGACCAAGUCGCCUUUGGUUUUAAUUUUUAUUAGGUUUGUUGAGAAAGUGGUGCAAGAUUUCUGGACCUAUCACAUGACUAGGUAAAGCAAAACCAAACAAAUCCCGGAUUACAUCGAAAGACUUAAAAAUUUCUCGAAGAAUGUGUUCACAAUUUGAGAAAACACUCAUUUUUGUAUAGGUAUUUUUAGGGAAAAGAUAACACCUCGAGCGUUAUUCUCACAACGCGGAAGCAAUUUUUAAAAUGUCACCUUAAGGUGACGCACUUGAAGCGGUGGAUGACGUAUAACUAUAACUCAGUUCCUUUUUUUAUUAUUUUCAUUUUCAUCUUGAUUUGAAUUUAUUCACAAAUUUAUUUAUUUAUUUAUUCAUUUUUCCUUUUACAUAGCUGGAAAUCCCGAGGAAUUUUGUUAUCCUGGAAACGUUUACAACAACAAUUUAAAACUAAGUGGUUUUUAUGGAACCCUUCAAAGCCCGGCCGAACGUUACUAUCCACAUUUAAGUUGUACAUGGCUUAUCGUUGUGCCUGAAGGAAACAUAAUCGAGUUAAGCUUUCAGACGUUUCGUAUACCGAAGGGUCCUUCCUCAAAAUGUACACCAGAUUAUGUGGAAGCUCUUGACGGGAAGGACAGCUCUAGCGAUGGUAAAGGAAGAUUGUGUGGGUACGAUAUACCAGAACGAAUUCGCUCGACUGGUCGAUACAUGAUGGUUCGUUUCAGAUCGGGUGAAAUCAUGACGAUAACCGGUGAAUUUAGUGCUGCAUUCAGAGCUCGGGAUGAACCAGGUGAGUAGGAAAUUAGCAGGGUUGGGGGAUGAGUCGGAGAUUAGCAACGGGGAGAGGGAUGAGUAAGAGAUUAGCAGGGUUAGGAAAGAAUCGGAGAUUAGCAGGGUUAGGGAAAGAGUCGGAGAUUAGCAGGGUUAGGGAAAGAGUCGGAGAUUAGCAGGGUUGGGGAAUGAGUCGGAGAUAACCAGGGUUAGGGGGAUGAAUCGGAGAUAAGCAGUGUUGGGGGGGAGGGUGAGUCGGGACUAGCAGGGUUGGGGGGAAUGAGUCGCGGAUAAGCAGGGUUGGGGGAUGAGUCGGAGACAAGCAGUGUUGGGGGGUGAGUCGGAGAUUAGCAGGGUUGCGGGAAGAGUCGGAGAUAAGCAGGGCUGGGGGAUAAGUCGGAGAUUAGCAAGGGCAUGAGGGAUAAGUCAGCGAUAAGCAAGGGGGAGAGGGAUGAAUCGUGGAUUAGCAGGGUUGGUGGAUGAUUCGGAGAUUAGCUGGGAUGGGGGAGGAGAGUCGGAGGUUAGCAAGGAAUAGAGGGAUGAGUUAGAGAUAAGCAGGGUUAGGGGGAUGAGUUGGAGAUUAGCAGGCACACGCAUUUUUAUAAUUUAUUUUAUUCUAAAUUUUGCUUUCUAAGAGGGUGGCUCUUGAAACAGAACGGAUAAAUGUUUCAAUAAUAAGGCCAUUUAUACCAUGAAGACCCUUUUUUUUUUUCGCUUUUUUUUUUUCUCUUUGUUUGUUUUGAUUUGUAUUUCCUGAGUAGCCGCUUAUUGUGAACCCCUGUCCUUUUGGUGUCCACAUUUUCCAGAUUUCACUCAAACAUAUUUUCUUUCUUAAAUCUAGUUGAACCUGUUGCAUCUUCUCGUUCCAAAGAAGUUUGUUUGCUGGGGAAUCCCGAUAAUGGAAACCUGAAGUUAACUGGCACAGAGGGGACAUUACAAACUCCUCUGAAGUAUUACCCCACGGAUUUGGUCUGUGUUUGGCUCAUCACCGUACCGGAGGGAAAGAGAGUAGAACUCAGCUUUGAAAAAUUUGAUAUAAGUCCAAUUGGGUGCUCUGAUUUUGUGCAGAUCUUUGAUGGAGAGACUAACAAGAGCCGCACUUUAGAAGAAUACUGCGGAGAUUCUGUCAUACGCGAAGUUCAGUCAACUGGUCGGCAUAUGUUGGUCAUAUUCAACUCCGACUCUGAGCCUGAUGUAUUACGUACUGGAUUCAAGGCUUCUUUUAAAGCUAUAAGUAGUAAGUUGUAACUUGCGAGGUACAUGCAGCUAUUUUCGGCCAGCGUUUUUCAGAAUUUAAAGUCAAAAUCAGUUGACUUAAAAGUGUUGUCCUUGCCCUCUUAGGAGCGUUAGAAGCGUGAGCUAAUGAAAGGGUUUUUUUUUUUGGGGGGGACUUUUUAUCUUUUUGUUCACUUAUGCCCCAUAACUUCGCAUAUACCCGGCCGGGACUUUUCGGGGAUAAGACAUAAAUAGUGGGUACUGAACCCCUCGCACAUCUCUCGCCGACUCGCAUUGCUCAAGGCUUCGUACUUUCUCGCGAGCGAAGAAACGCCGGUGCCAAAGAAACGUUCGUACCGAAGAAAUGCUCUUGCUGAAGAAACGCUCCUGCCUAAGAAACACUCCUGCCGAAGAGGCGUUCGUGCCGAAGAAACGCCCGAGCCGAAGAAACGCCUGUGCCUAAGAAACGCCCGUGCCGAAGAAACGUUCGUACCGAUGCAUUAAUGACGAUAGCCUGCUUGCAAGCUACAAUGACACUUGCUGGAAAAUGACAGGAUUCACCAACUUAUAGUUUGGCAGUUUGUUCCUUUGUGAUCUACAAAUGACUAUUUAACCUCCCCAAGAUGAAAUUUUGAUUUCUUUUGUUUUCUUUUCAGAGCCCAAAUCAUUGGCCAUCGUUGUCGCAGUUGUAUCUUCUUUGAUGGUCAUAGUAAUUGCAGUGGCUUGCUAUAUGGUGUACAAGAGGACACGAAGUAACAAACGAGGUGGAGCUGGGGUAGAAAGAAUUCCAAUGGCACCAGCACCGACCACGUCUCGCACAUCCUGUCCUACUCAGUCUGCAGCCAAUGAGUCAUCCCCAAGGGUGGGUUAUGCUCCGGUCUCGACGAAUCCUGAACAGUCAGCUCACUUGUUAUCAAAUCACUGAGGCAGCAUUAACACCGCCAGUCCUUUUGCGAGGGGCAAGUUUGAUAAUCAGAGACCAUUAUAAAAACCAAACAAAGGCAACAACAACAAAGGCAGAAGUUGCAAUUACCCGAUAGAAGGCCUUUUAUUAUAAAUUAAGGACAGUGCUGGAUGAAAUCCUCCCCCAUCCCGUGCAUCCUUUCAUUUAGCCUUUUAUAAACUAUGUUCCCGGCUGCGCGCUGCCAGGGAGUUGUUUGUGGUCAUCCAAGGUGACCUCGGUCCACGAAUUCGUCUAACAAGUUUGGAAAAUCACACAACCUGAACUAUCGAAAAAUAAAUUUUUUUUUUCUUAAACUGAAAAUAUGGCAACCACUAAAGUAUAUGAAUGAGCAAUUAAAAGAAAUUACGCCGGAAAUUACCUCUACUCUUCUUUUUUUCUUUUAACCCUUAAACUUCUAAGAUCUGAUUGUUCAUUCUCCCCUCUAGCUGUUAAACAUUUCCUUGUAAAUAAGCUACGAGAAUUUGGUGUCAGAUCAAGAUAAAAACUUCUACCUGAUAAGUUUAAUUAUUCUCUCUACCUGAUCUCUAUUCACGUUAUGGAUUUUACGGGGAGAAGUUACAUGUUAUUCACUUCUGAGAGUGAAAGGAUUUUAAGAGCACUUAUUAAGAUUCAGGCCUUUUGUGACCCUUGAAUUGCGUGACUGUGAUUAACUAGUGCCCAAAUCUUUCUCUCCCAUCGUGCCAAUCAAUAAUGAAAGCAAAAAUUGCUUAGAAAACAACUUGGGUAUAAUUAUUUUGUGUAUCUUGGUCGCUACGUUCUGAAACUUCAGCGAAAUGGUCGAUGAAAAAUGUGACCCACCGCAUCCUUAAAAGACGUUAGUAGGUGACGUGAAUUUGGUAACACUUUACGAGAGUCUUUGACAUGUUUAACUCUUUCAUCGCACAACAUAAAUUAUGGACUCGUUAACAUCAGUGGGUGAGUUUCUAUGAAUCAAACUUGAUAUCUACUAAUAGAUAUCAGUCUUUAUAUCGGUGACGCGGAUUAUAAUCUACGAUUUUUUUCUUCCAUGCGAAGUAUCUGAAGUAGUAAAUAACGCCGUUAAAAAUUUCAAAGGCUUGAAAUCGUGAUUGACUUGACUGACAUUAGAAUUAAGCCUACUGAGUUAUUAACAUUUUUCCCAAGAACGGAAUGUUUACCAGUUAACGGAACUUGAUUAUAACUUGCGAUUAAGGUUUCCAGUGCAUCUGAGAUGCAUGGAAAUUAUUUCUGGUAGUGAUGGAACGAAAUAUCUCAGCUAAAAGCGAAAUUUAUUUCCUGGGGCGGAUAGUAUCAGCUGCAAUUUUUUUCAGUAUUUUUCGUGAUCGUGUUGAAGUUAAUUUAACCGAGUGAUAACGCAAAUAAUUUAUCUAAUUCAUCAGAGAUGUCUUGAACAAUUGUAGUGAAAGCUUCAAUGUAAAGAAAUGAUCACACUGAAUUUAUUAUGAUAUUAUUUGAUUUUCGGUUGAGUAACAACAUAGCUUCCAACGAGCUCUUCCAUGUCAGUAAAUAUAUCUUUCAUUAGCUUUACAUUUCAGGUUAGAUCCAAUGAUAAUUCAAGACUAACUCUUAACAAUAAAAUGCGCAUGUUUAAGUAGUUGUUUUUAAUCUGCCUCCUGGCCCGACCUGUUCAUAUCACGUACAAUUAUUUAAAACUCGAGGCUCUCCUCAAGAAAAAUCUUAUAGGUCUUGUCACGAGUGGAUAAAAGGAAACUAUUCGUAGUCAAGGAGGCUCUUUCGUUAAUUAGCUUUGAUUUGACUGAAACUAAUAUUUAAUAUGUAUGGCAUGAGAGUUGAUUCGUGCUUUUUGCACAUCACAGGCGACGAACGUGAUCCUUCCUUACUGAUUAACAUACUAGCUAUGAACAAAGGAAACAUUAAGAUUUGAAGCACAACACAAACUAGUGAUGCAUGCUACAGGAAGUGAUUGAUAACGACAUAGUUUAAAAAAAUUCUGAUCUCUUCUUUCAUUUUUAUGCUAUUCUCAUCCACUUAUUCAGGUCUGAUUUUUGUAGCCUGGAUUGGAUUUUCAAGUGCUGAAAAUUACGGUAAGUUAACAUUACUUUUAAUCUUAUAAUUUGGAAUGGAAGCUUCCAGUUUUUGAUAACAAAAGCGCCGAGUGUAUAACCAUUGAAUGUCGGCGCGAAACAUUAAUUGCUCUGUUGAUGUUGAUAACUAUUUUUGGUCAUAUUUACAUAAUUUGUUUUUCUUCCGAGCUACAAUUCGGUUGGGAAACAUUUUUGCAUUUUUUCUGUGGCCAGGGUAAUCAUCAGUUUGUGUUUUUGGAAAGAAACAAUUUUAAUUUUUUUGAGCUUGCUUAAUGGAAUGAAUGCAUCGAGUUACAAAUUAAAGAAAAUUGAUUCUAUCUUUCUCUGCCUCCAGCGCCAGCUUUCCUUUGUGUGGAUUUUCUUGUUACAAUUGAACACUUUAUGACGUAUGAGGAAGUUAAUGAAACUCGUAUAUCUUAUUUUUGCCUUUUAUGUUUCUUAGCUGCUAGAAACAAAACGAAGUGUUUCCCAGGUAACAUCAACAACAACAAUCUACAGCUAGAGGGCUCGUCAGGAACGUUUGAGAGUCCCUUUUACCCAUCGAAGUAUCCCAAAAGUAUUAGUUGUACUUGGGUCAUAACUGUGCCGUAUGGAAAGCUGGUUAAACUUAGUUUCACUGCCUUCGACGUGGAAUGGUCUUCGAGCUGUGAUGAAGAUUAUGUUCAAAUUUACGAUGGCUGGUCUUCCGCCAGUGAAGUGAAAACGAAAUUAUGUGGAGCAUCACUUCCAAGCGACGUUUCUUCCACUAGCCGCUACUUGAGGGUUCAGUUUCGAUCUGACGAAGAUAAUCAUGGCAAUUGCAGUGGUUUUAAAGCUCAGUUCGAACAGGUUCACAAAGCAAGUAAGUCCACACUUCACACAGCAUGACUUUUUGUUGUAACGAACAUUAUAAAUCAGCUCAAUAAAGAUAAAAAUAACAACAAUAAUAAUGACAUCAACUUCUUCCUAAAGGAUAUGUAUGUAACCUUGUUUGGUAUUGCUGUUUUCUUGUUGUAUGGCUGCUGUUGUUGUUGUUGUUGUUGUCGUCGUCGUCGUUAUUUUUGCUUAGUUUGUAAACACUGCUGAUUUCUGAAGUCCUUACCUUCUCGCUGGUUAUUGAAGAUCUCUUCAAAUUCAUAGCAAUAAGCUAUGACAACUAGUCAUAUGUGUUAAGACCUCUACAUCUUGGUAAGGGUGUGUGUGAAUCCAUGACACUUCAAAGUGCUUAGCAAACACAUCGAGACCCACUAAAAGUACGUGCCUAGCUUUUAAAUGUUACGCAGACAAACUACUAUGCUAGCUAUUGUAACGGAGGGAGCCGAGAUUCCAAAUUUAGGCUAGCUUGCAGAUCAUGGGUCAUUUCGGCCUAUCGAGUACUCAGUAUUUUCUUGGUGAAAAUUGCAGCUGCCUUUUUUCAUAAUUCUUACAGCAGCGGAAGGCUGAGUUGAGAAAGAAAUUUGUACUAAGGGGGUGGGCGACGGUUUAAAAGCAGGAGAGGGGAGGGAAGGGGGCAACCGAUCAAAGAGUAUUCCACUCUAACUCUAAAUUUAACAUGGCCGAUUGAAUGAACGAUCUCGACCUUGUAAUGUUAACGCGCCCUGAUAGGACGCUUGCUCUGCAGGCAACCAAAAGGCUUGUUACUGAUUUCAUUUUUGUUCUUUAUCCUUAGAUGUUCUAACCAUCCUUUUCAUUGGGGGAGUUUCGCUGUUUCUGUUACUGAUAUGUAUGGCUUGCAGCAUCAUAAGACGUCGGAGAAGUCCAACCCCAAGGCGGCAAUUUCUUCAUGCUCUAAGAUGUAGAAUAAGACACAACUCGAGCCGCCAAUUUCUUCGUGCAUCAACACCUCAGCCAGCUGCAAACCUACACCUAUACCCACCUUCCACAAUGGGCUAUCGUACCCCAUCUUAUACGUUCCCGAUGGAGCCUCCUCCUCCCUACACAUAUCCGACAGAGCCUCCACCACCUUAUCCGGGAGAGGAUACUUAUUUACCGCAUACACCCUUGGGACGCUCGUAGUCGUAUCCUCAGGAUAGACAAGGACAUUUGUCGCUAUCCUCAUGCAGGAUGAUAUAAUGAUUUUUUGGAAGGAGGAUACAGAAAACGUUCAUUAUGAUUCCGGAUUCAUUAAGACACCGAGCAUGAUUAGGGUGCUGGUCUUAUAAAAUCUGGUGGUCCCAGCUUCAAGCCGUCUUCUCUGCUUCUCACUGGAUUUGUUUUCAGUUCCUCUGAGUUCAACUCCUCGACUACUCUUUCUAUGAAGCCUACUAGCCAGCUGGGGUUCCUAAAAACAUUGUGUUUAUCUCAAAUUCUUUUUCUGUUUCCAGUUUGUUUAAAUUACGUAUUUCUCAAUUUGUUAGGGUCUCGAGACUUGUGAAAGAAUUGUACAGUUGUUAUUUCUAUUUUUUGUCAUUUCUUGAGGGGUAUGUUUGAAUGUUUGUUCAUUUACGCAGCUAUUUAACUUGUGUCACUGUUUUGCCAUAAAGAGUGUAAAUAGAACUUAAAAUGUAUAUUUUGAGCCCAUUUGCUCAUUUCCUUUUGUAACGAACGAAGGGAAAACAUCUUGGUCCCACACGAGGAAUAUUACUUCAUACGUUCGGAUUCUGAAGUCCAAUGUUCUACGUUAAAAAAAAUAACUUGAUAAUUGUUUCACGCCAUUAUAUGUAUAUUCAAGCAUACUUUCUUCAAUACAAUUUAUUUGUCCGACGCACUCAUUACGCUCUUACAUGUAUUUAAUUUUUGCCUUUUAAGCCUUUCGUACUGAAGGACAGGAGACGUAAAGACCUGGUCUCUAAUACCCAGGACCACGGACCGAAAAGUUCGGCGCGUUUUGAUGCCUUCUUGGGCAAGACACUAAACUCAUAGUUAACUCUCAUAAUGCGUGUUUCCAGUUAGGAUAAGAGUAUCAAAAGCUAGCGGCAAACUGUCAGGAAAACCUGUCGAAAUAAUUGGAGUGAUGUGACCCAAGUAUUCCGUCUUGAGAAGUAGCAAGAGCUCUAGUCGCUUCCCGUCGCUGAAACUUAGUUAAGCCCAGGGACGCCGAGCUUUCUGGCUCGUUAGCUAACUUGAACACUAUUUAUUCCCUGCUGAGGGGAAUAAUUAUCCCCUUUGCAUUGGCAGUUCAUUGGCAGUCAAUUUUCCAGAGUCCCUCCUACAUUCUGUUACGUGCGCACUCCUUUUAUUCAUCCAUGUCCUCUUAUGUUCACUCCGGUCGACUCAGCCACAGUUGUGUUAUUGCUCGAAAUUAAAGGGGAGUGUUUGUUAUUUUGUGGUUCCUAAAUGAUGGAAAACAUCUUCGUUAGGUCACAAAAUUGCAUAAUGAUUCCACCAAGUUACAGUUCAUGUCCUCUUGGAUUCCACUUUGUAGGAAGUCUAGAAUAAACAAAAAAAUUGUACCUCUGACUCUAGUUAUUUUUGAUCAUGGUAAUAUCGUGCGGAAGUGUUCUUAGCGGUAGUAGUUAUCACACGUAAGAAUCAAUAACUCACUCCACUUCCUAAUUAGCUGACCCCGGCGAGGUCACGUGAUCAGACUGAGCCAUCCGUCGUUGAAGCGUAAUUGGUAUUGAAGAUAUCGUAACCCGCUUGUCUGUCUAACGAGUGAUCUUUGGCUCAAAUUGACGCGAUGAAAUUCUCUGUGUAUCUCAUUUGUUCAGGUAAGGAUUCUUAAUCUUAGCAUGUUUUUACCCAAUGUGCUUGGGAAUGCGAUUGAUAACAACAGCAAAAUCACGAGGUAUAAGCAAGUUUUAUUUAGUCAAUAGAGUACUUCAGAAAAUCACAACGUCAGCGAGGUCGAGGUAAAACAACAAAGAUCUAAUGUCUGAACAACAGUUCAGCCCGUGUGUUUUAAAUAUUUGUACACUUCCUAGCCGUCUUCUGCGAACGACAACGUGAUGACACUUACUGCAAAAUUUACAUGAUUUAACAACGGAAAACCCAACUACAAAUUAUUUAAGUUCCAUUUUCAACUUUACGCUGCUCACAGAAGUUACGCCGAAGUAAAGAAGCGGCUCCGUUAGGGAGUGUAAACACAACAUCCAUUCGCGAAAUUCUACAAAAGAUAUAAAUUCAAUUUUUCGUCAACGUUUUCCCGGCGUUGCCGUCCUGAUUGCGUAAGGUCCCCUUAUGAUUAAGUGUCAGUCUGGUCAUCGAUCACAUUUAGUGAAGAAAUCGACGCACGAGUGUACGCUGCCAUUUGUUAUUUCUGUAAGUUACGAUAUAAAGCUUAGAUAACUUGCGAUCACUAGAUGCUAGGUUGAAAGUUUUUCAUUCACCAAGCAGUUGGCGAGUAAAAAAAUUCCACAUAACAUCAUUGUCAUUUCAUCACGUUCAGUUUCCUUCAGCGGCUUCUAUCACCACUUAUAAAGUUUGAAAGACUUUUUUUUAUUGCUUAACGAAUUGAUGAAUUAAAAAAAUAUACAUAUCUUUUCAUCAAGUAAAAGAACCUGCUUUUCCGGCAAAUACCUAAUAUUCAAACCUCUUAGGAUAAUUAUUGAUGUCACUUUCUGAAAUUAUGAUAACAUUCGAAACUAGCGUGCACACACGUAGUUGUUGUCAUGGAUUAACUGAAUUCAUUUGAAUAGGGUAAUCAUGGCUAAAAUUGGGGGAAUAUGUGAACAACAAAGCUGCAAACGGUUCAAGGAGUUUUAUAAUCAAUUUAUCUUCGAAACUAGUAUAUAUAAGGCAGAAGUAAAAUUUGUGGAAUUAGGGAAAUCAAGUUGUCGGUUAAUCGUCAAUCAAUUACUUCGACAUGCUUGAUUGCUUACCUUGCACAUGUCGCAACAAAUCAUUCACACUUACCCGAUUCCGAGAAAAGUACAUAUUUUAUUUCGACGCACCCCGCACAUAUGUUGAUUAAGGGCUGUUGAUUAAGGGUGUAACAAGAAGGGAAAUAUGACAUUUUUUUGCGAAAAUUCACGGGUCAAUAAACCACCGAACGAAUAAUAUUCUUUGUUUUCUUUUUCAGUGUUCCUGUGUCACUUGCAAGAAGUUGAAGGUACCUUUACUGACUUUACCUAGUUUUCUGGUGUUUUCUAGUCAUUGUUUCAAGCCUUGUCAUUGUUCGCUGUAUAAGUGCUUGGUUCAUCCAACCGCUUUUUCUUGUUCAAUGCUUGAGCUCUCUGAGUUGCCAACUUUGAUAUCAACUUUAUUUACCUUUGAAUCGUGAUGAUACGACUUUAUCUGUCAAAAUGCAUCACGCCAUUUAAUAAAGCUGUGAAGGAAUUUAAAUGAUUAGGCGAAAAGCAGACCAAGAGAACAGCUUAACCAGGCAUUCCUUUGGAAUCUUGAUCCCUAGAUUAUUGGAUUAUAGUGAUGUUUUCAGUGCUGCUAGACUGAUAGACUAUUGCAAUACACACUACAUAUUGGAUUUCAAGACAAAAGGUUGCCCAAAGGGAUAGUGAAACUGCAUAUUCCACAAAUGAAUGAAGGAGUACGUUAAUAGAGAAACUGUAAUGAUUACCUUGUUAUACUCACCCACCGAGAGAGUAUAACAGGGCAAUUAAUUAUUAUCAACUUAGUUGAUAAAGUAAGUUGGCCGCCGUAAAGAGUUUUAAAGCUGACGUUUCGAGCGUUAGCCCCUCGUCAGAGCGAAACAGUUCGAAUUCUGAGAAUUCCAUCUCAAAUUAGAAACAAUUUUUUUCACUUUUUGCAGCGCUCAAAAGAGUUGCAUCUGCUGUGUACAUCGUACUGGCAGUUCUUUUCCUUCUGAUACUUCUUGGAGGGAUUUUCCUGCUCGUAAAAUACAGCAUGGACUGCAACUCUAAAAGGCGGCGUACGCGUGACUCUAGCGUGACAACUAACGUUUGUGACACACAGCAGCCUUCCGAAGCCGGUCUUCAACAUCGGGAUCACUAUCCAGAAUUCCUACAUUCAAUCUACCCACCACCGUUCGAAAGUCUGCACUUCGCAAUUCCUCAGCCGAUGAUGGUGCCAAGGACGGAGAUUUUAGAGGGAGAACCUCCCCCACCUUACCCUGGCAUGUAGAAGAGACCUUUUCAUUUUAAAUCGUUUUUUAAUGAUGCAGGAAGUGGUUAUACCUUGCAAUGACUGUUAGCGACCAGCUCUGGGAAGUGAUCAUCCAGCGGGUUGUAAUUAAUUGAUUUAGUCCAGAAAAACAACAUUAAUUUUAUGACGAUGGAUUCCAAAGUUGUAUCCCAAGUAGUUGACUACUCAAACUUGACCGACGGCUGAGCUAUUUUUGAAUAUUCCAUCUAUAAACUUUCAUGAACAAACGAGAACUAGGAACUUUGUUAAAAAUCAGUUUUACUUAAAGAAAUACAACUUUAGAAAGUAAAUGCCAGUUUAAUUAAAUGUAAAUGUAAGUUUAAUUAAUGAUAAUCGACGGAUUUUGCGAAGGUACUUGCAUCCUUAGCUUGUUACGUGAUAACUGCUGCUGCAUGUGACAAUUUAUGCAAAUAUUACUAGGGUGAACACGUCAACCGGUUUCGCCAAUGUUUUGCUACUGCUGUUGACAAGAACGCGUGACAGUGUUACGCUGAAGAUCCACGCUGCUAGACAGAACAAUCAACUGACAGAAAAAAAAUUGUGAUUAAUGCUUGAAUCAUUUGAUUGAACGAUUUCUGGAUAUAUUUUCAACCCUGAGUUAUUAUUACUCUUAGUCAAAAAUAUUUCCUUACAAUUACAAAUAGUAUCGUACUUGUUUCAACAUUAGAACUAAGAUUCUGAUGUCUACUUUUUAACUUAAGUUGCGGGACAUUAUUUAAUUCUGCAUUCAGUCGUAGAAUAUUCAAUUGUUGCUGUAGUGAAGAUUUGGAGUCAAUAGAUUUUUUCAGGGGGGAGGGGUAGUGUUGCAUAACCUGUAUCUCUGUAGUCGGUUAGAGCUUCAACACUGUGGAAAUAUAAGUAUACAAAGAAAAAAAUAUUAAAACUUACAAUGCAUCGCACUCGUUAAUUACAGCGUAUAUUUUUCGACAAAAGAAGGACAGUAAUAAAUAUUAAAAUAAAAGAACCUAUCCUCUUUCGGAUACCGCUUUGGUUUCAAAGCCAACUCCGUCGAUUCGCAACAUUCACUAACAUUCUAGAAAAUGUUUAGUCAAGGCUUUCUUUAUCUCACUCCUAAAGAAUGGUUCACUUUUGUUUUGAAUUGGAAACAACAAAUCACACUUAAUAAUUCAUGUGUGUGGCCAGCAAAUGAGUGUAACGGUGUUAUUGGGGACUUCUGCCCAAUCCGUGUCCAAGGUAAUUUAAACUUUGUGAUAAAAACACCAAAACAAAGCAGUUAAUAGCACAACAGUUGCCUAACAUUCGGGUAAUUAAUUCGGUUUUCUGUAUUUUCAUUAUUAUUGGAUAAAUUCCCAAGAAACUUCAGUGGGGAGUAACACAGAAACUUUUUUUCUGUCAGUAUAUUUUAAAAGGAAAAUUUAGUUAUUGUUUGAAAAAUGAAGACCUGUUUUUAUGUCUUUAUAGGUAAGUGAGAUCUACGUUUGCUUGAAAUCAUGAAAGUAUUCAUGUAAAGGCAAGCUGGAUCGUUCGGUUGUUUUAAGCAAUUAUCUUUUUCCUUCCACACAUCCAUCCGUCGCAAGUUAUUACUUUCCACUUUCAAUCACAUUUCUUGCUUCAUUGAGGGAUAAUGGGGAAACGGAGGCAUGUGAUGACCGUUUAAAAAGCUUGAUCCUAUUUUUUUCGCAGGAAAAGAUCUGUCUGAUACCACGAUCUUUACGUUUAAAAUCCCUACUUUAGCAAGGAAGAUGAGUUAGCUCAGUAUUCAUAAACAUAAAGAAAAAAUAAACUCUUAAAUGAAAAUAAUUCAGUUUAUGUUCAGAAAAAGAUUAAUGUCAUUCGACUAAGUGAAGAUCAUAACAAUAUUUGUAUCAGAACUUAAGAAGAUAUUGUAGUUUAUGCUUUAUAUGCUUUCCUUCACAGUCUUGCUGUCUCUCCUUCAGAAGGUGGAAGGUAAUUUAGCCACAGUGUAAAAAGAUUUUCAGCUCAAGGUUUUCUUUACCUGGUUCAAAUUUUUAUGCAAUUAUAUAUGACGCUUAGAUCAAGACCAAACCAAAACGAGACUACGAUAAAAAAAGUUUAGGACAUAGACAAUUAAAAUAACUCUCGCAGACAUGAGUGAGACAAGUAAAGACGGAUAGACAGACAGAAAGACAAACAGAAAGAAGGACAGACAGACAGACAGACACACAGACACAGAAAGACAGACAGACAAAAAGACGGACAGACAGAGGAACAAGGAGUACGAAAAUGUUAUAUAUUUUUAUCGCAACUGAUGACAUCAAUUAAUUUUUGAAACGAGAGUAUAUAACAUACAAAACUUCAGCAAGAUGUUAAUUUCUUUCUUUUCGUUGCUGGCUGACUACUUAAGACAGAUGAAGAUCUUAAUACUUACUAGAUUUAUCAAAAAUUUCAAGUUGACACUCUGUUCUUCAAUUUUCAGCGUUCAACGCCAGUUCAUUCAUUGGCUUCUUUUUUCUCGCGGUUUUCGUCGUUGGUGGGCUGAUCUUCUUAGUCUUGUGCUGCAAAGAUCGCAAAUAUAUUUUUGGCGGCCAGCGGCAAGAGCAUACAACAGCAAUGACAGUUAACAUACCCAGCAUGCAACACUCUGCCAGAGCAUCUCGCGAACACUACCCAGGAUUCGUUUCGACCACUUUCCCAGGACGCACCGCGCCGCUACAGGUGCAUAUUGAAACAUCAUAUUUGUCAUACAUUGGGGAACCUCCCCCACCAUAUCCAGGCAAUGACAGAGGAUAUGCAACUGAUAACAGCUUCCCAAUUGCUCGCGAUGACAAUGGCAUUGACAAUUACGGAACUGGCAUCGGCAUUGAUGCCAGUGGCAUUGAUAUUACAUACAAUAACUCUGAAGAUAAUGUAAGCAGCACUGAAAAUUAUGCUAAUGACACUGAGUAUGAUGGCAGUGACAUCAACAGUCCUGGUACUGGUCUCCACAAUGACGGCAAUGACGUUGAGAAUGAUUGCACCCAAAAUGGUAACAGCAUCGGAAAUAAUAAUGGCAAUAGCCAAACUGAAAAUGAAGGCGACGGUACCGGUAAUGAUACUAAUGAAAGUCGUAUUUCUUGCAAUGGCUUUGACAGCGAUGUCAGCAAUUGCAAUGUUAUUGACACAGGUAGUGGGGAAAUCGGCACUCAAUCAGCAAUCAAUGAUGGCGAAGGCAAUGAAAAUAACGGAAGUGUAAUGGAUAAUAGUGCAAACGGCAUUAGAAACGAUACCAGUGAUAUCAACAUUCCAUGUACCAGCGUCGACAAUAAUGCAACUAAUUCCAGAUUCGUGGUAGUGCAUUGA